Molecule: messenger RNA, 3884 nt
Organism: Myxocyprinus asiaticus (Chinese sucker)
Lineage: Eukaryota; Metazoa; Chordata; Actinopteri; Cypriniformes; Catostomidae
Product: zinc finger protein 362-like
Exons: 9
Coding region: 387-1745 (452 amino acids)
Cellular component (GO): nucleus
Source: RefSeq, a predicted model, not a curated record
GCUAUUCAAACCUGCAGAUCUAAGUAAACAAUCAUUCGCUCACUUAAUGCAAAUAAUGCAGCAUUUUACACGUCGCGCCUUUGAUCGGAAAUAAACCGCUUCAUUUUUUUUGUCGCUAAAAUUUUGGGAUCUGCAGAAUAUGGCGCCCUGUCCUUAUAAAAAUAAGACAGGCUGCCAUUUUUGUUUUCCUUUUGUCUGAAAUGUUUAAUAAAACUGUCUGAGAAUGUGGGAGAGGCAGACGCCAGGGCACUGGACUUUCAUAAGCCACGAAAUGCGAACGUUCGCGUUCUUUUGCAAAGCGUUUUAAUUUGAUUUUGAUCAAAGACGACGUCUUUUUCAUUGGGAAUGAUUUCAAGGAUGCCGAUAGAAUAAAAGAAAAGUUAAAUAUGGCAGAACCUCGAUUUAAUAAUCCAUACUUCUGGCCUCCUCCACCCUCUAUUCCUGGUCAGUUGGAUAACCUCGUAUUGAUCAAUAAGAUCAAAGAGCAGCUGAUGGCGGAGAAAAUCAGACCUCCACACUUGCCGCCCACUUCUGUCCCUUCCCAGCAGCCCCUGCUGGUGCCGCCCACACCCACAGAAGGCGGGCAACACAAUAUAUCAACGCCCAAGCUUCAACAGAUGCCAGGGCUCCAUGCUCACAGCACCUCACAGCCAGACAUUGCCCUACAUGCACGACCCGCCUCAAGCACGGUAGCAGGUCGUAUUCUUGGUGACGUAAACUUAAAUCUGGACGAUAAGGCGGCCAUUAAAGCAAGGGGAAUAUGGGAAGACUGGCAUUUGCGCCAAAUCAUAGACCAGCCUUCCAGAGCAAAUCAUCUGUCAGGACUGUCACUGAAUUCAUCACGAACUGCCAACCACAACACAGAGUCCGCAACACCAACAACCCCAACCACUCCAACCACCAGCAGUCAAACCCGCCAUGGCGGCGCUCCAUCCCCAAACCUCAUCUCAGGACUGUCCGGCAUGCCCGGGAUGGAGGCUUUCAAAAACAGCGGAGGAUUGGCUGGACUUCUAGGUCCACCUCCGAAAAGCAUAGGACGAGGUCGCAAAAAGAUCAAAGCCGAGAACCCCUCUGGUCCUCUCUUAGUAGUUCCAUACCCAAUCCUGGCCUCUGGAGCUGACCAAUCACCUGUUAGCAUCACUGCCAAAGAGGGCAAAACCUACAGGUGUAAAGUGUGUCCAUUGACGUUCUUCUCCAAGUCGGACAUGCAGAUCCACUCCAAGUCCCACACAGAAGCAAAGCCACAUAAGUGUCCUCACUGUACCAAGUCCUUCGCCAACGCAUCCUACCUGUCCCAGCACCUGCGCAUUCACCUGGGGGUGAAGCCGUAUCACUGCUCCUACUGCGAGAAUUCCUUCCGCCAGCUUUCCCACUUACAGCAGCACACCAGAAUCCAUACAGGUGAUCGGCCAUAUAAAUGUCUUCAACCAGGCUGUGAAAAGGCCUUCACGCAACUCUCAAAUUUGCAAUCUCAUCAGAGAUCACACAAUAAAGACAAGCCUUACAAGUGCUCCAACUGUUACCGCGCUUACUCUGAUUCUGCCUCCCUCCAAAUCCACUUGUCUGCUCACGCAAUCAAAAACGCCAAGGCUUUUUGCUGCAGCAUGUGUGGUAGAGCCUACACCUCAGAGACCUACCUUAUGAAACACAUGUCUAAACACACCGUGGUAGAACAUCUGGUCAGUCAACACUCUCCGCAAAGGACCGAAUCGCCCAACGUCCCCAUCCGUAUUUCCCUCAUCUGAGCACUCUGAUCCUGCGGUCAGUCCUUCCCAAUGUUGGCAUAAGAAAGCAAAAUUGCCUGUUCUUGGUGGUUGGCAUUUUUAGUGUUUGUUUGUUAGUUUUACUUUUGAGUACAUUCCAUAAGGUAUUCGACUGUGUGAAUAGAGGCUCAAAAAAGCAGCAGUGUUGAUUUUUAGGAAAGUUCUAUUACACAUGUUCCUCUUCUUGAACUCGUCGAGUUAAGAUGGUAUGUUUGGGAAUCCAAAGAUGGUUACGCAGCACUUUUAGGCCUCACAAUUUUGGCUUUAAAUGUUUCUGGUCUGUUAUGACAAUAAAGGCAUUGCUCUUGGCAGCUAAACAAUUGGGACUUUAGGUAUUAUGCAUUCUAAAAUCAUAACACAUACACUGUAUGUUUUGAGCUUGGACCAAGUCCUGUACCACCUCUCAUUUUUUCCUAUGCUGUCUGGGAAAAAUACCCUUCUUUUGGGCAACUCAAAGUUGGUUUGGAGACCGAUGGUCUUUCGUUUUGAAAAUGUCAAUCACAAUUGUUUUCAUUCGUUAAAACAUUUCUUUGCUUAAGGGAAAUUGAAAUAAAAAUAGCUUUAGCAUUAAAGUUAACUUUAAGAGGACUGUUAUAAAAAAAAAAAAAGAACUGCAGAGGACUUUAUAGACAAAUCAGCACAUUUAAUAAGAUUUUACAAGACUAAUUUUUUAGUGCUUUACAAAUGUUGUGCUCUGGUGCCAAAAACAGAACAAGAAAAUGGCAUAAGAUUCGGUUUCCCACAUUUGGUCUCUUAGAGUAAAACAUUCAAUGGCUGAACUUGAAUUCUCAGUAUUAUGUUAUGAAUGCUAGAUGGGCAAACCUCAUAAAAACAGUUAUGAACUAUGUUACAGGUCAAGUUUCACCCCAUAAUCAAGAGAAAAAAAAAAGUAUAAUUAUCUUUUCCAUAAAAUUACAACUAUUUUUAGGACCAUUAAUAUUUUUGCAUUGUAUUUCAAUUACUACGUAUAUAAAUCAUGGUAGUAUAUGUUGUACUGAUUUAUUUUUUUAUUAUUGUUUUUUUUUUUUAUUAUUAAUCCAAUUAUUUGAUUAAUAAUUAAAUAAUUAAUUAGCUUAUUUUAAUUAAUAAAUUGUCAUGAAAAUAAGGUCAAAAUGAAUGGUCCUAAAAAUAAGCUUCUUUAUCUUGAUUUAUAAAAAUAAUAGUUUCAUUUUGGGGUGAAAUAUAUAUAUAUAUAUAAUUUAUAAUAAUAAUAAUAAAUAUGUAUUUUGCAUAAAGAAAAUUAAGCCUACACUUAGGACCAUUAAGAUUUUUUUUGCAUUGUGACUUUUUUCUGGACACUUUUUUCUGCACAUUUUACCCCCCAAUUCUCAUUACCGUAACACAUUUGGAUGUUUUACUUUUACUGUUCCCCUUGUUUUCAAUGAUGAUUCUCAUUACCGAGGUAGCAUUACUAUGAUAAAUACUUUACAAUGGAAAUAAUAUAUUUAUAGUUUUUCUUCACUGUUACUGUCAUGAAAAAUAAAGUCACGAUGCAAAAAAUCUUUAUGACCCUAAAAUAGGCUUCAUUUUCUGAAUACAAAAUAUGAUUUCUUAUUUGCUUCUUUUGGUUUUAGAGGAAAAUAGGACCAGGACAUUUUCUGGACAGGUGUUGUGGGAAUCACAUAAGCCAUUUUAAAUUUUACAAACAAGAUUGGACAAAAAAGCCAGAUUACAAUGUAGAGUUGCCCAUGAGGUUUGUAUAGCUGUAUUGAUGUCUAGAAUACCUCAUUGGCUUAUUAUUCAUGUUUAUACUUAUAAUCAUGUUGAAAUAUUAAAGACUAACAUGUUAAUUUUACAUAUUUUAAGCCUUAACCAUUUUAUCACUAGUUGUUUACCGUCACAUUUUAUAUAUUUUAUACCAUAUUGGUGUUUACUUGUGUACUCAGUACUUUUAUGUAAUUUUAUUUCCUAGCAUGAUCAUGCUGUAAAUAAACUUUACAGUUCUUAAGUGUUAACCAGUUUAUAUAAAAUGACUAAAUGUCUAGUUAUUAUAAAAUAUACCUUUUUAAUUGUUAAAUUGUGGUACUCUAUAAGGUUUGCCUUGGCUAAUACAUGCAGAGUCAAGAUGUGGAGAGAAAAUGGACUUUGUAAAAGUAACCAAAUAAAUAACUAAAAAAAGUC